CAAACAGACUCAAGGAUACAAGAGACUGCAACCAGAGCCAGUGUUGGAGCAAAGAAGAAUCACACUGAAGAAGCUUCUCCCUUUUUUCCACAUCUUUAAAACAAGGACGUGCAGAAUCCGCAGACAGUCCGGUUGUUCAUGUAGUCAUAUGCUCUGCGUGAGAAAGUGGAGGCGUUAAGGACUACAUUUAACUGAAUGAGUUCCUGUGGAUGGACGCUGGCGCGAGGCCAUGGACCUGCCUCGACGGCUACGCUGGAUCCACAACCGGCCCUGGAGGGCACGGGCCCAUCGCAGGGAGUUCAACAGAGUUUCCUCCCGCUUCCCAGAGAUCAUGGCGGCUGGCACACACUCACCUGGAGGGCCAAGCGGAAUCAUCCGGAGUCAGUCGUUUGCUGGCUUCAGCACGCUGCAGGAGAGACGCUCACGGUGUAACUCAUUCAUAGGGAACGCUGUAGUACAGAAGAAGUCACUCACAAAGACCAAAAAGCCCCAUCUGUGUGGGCACAAGUCCAGCAGCAGCAGCUCACAUGAACCACAGCCUAAGAGAGUGGAGGAAGUGUAUGGAGCUCUGAAACAGGGCCUGGAUGAGUAUUUGGAAGUUCACCAAUCAGAGUUGGACAAACUCACCUCUCUCAUGAAGGACAUGAAGAGGAACUCCAGAUUGGGAUUGCUGUACGAUCUUGACAAGCAAAUUAAGACCAUUGAGAGAUAUAUACGACGCCUGGAGUUCCACAUAAGUAAGGUGGAUGAGUUAUAUGAGGGCUUCUGUAUCCAGAGAAGGCUACGAGAUGGCGCCAGUAAAAUGAAGCAAGCCUUUGGUGCUUCACCUUCCACUAAAGGGACACGAGAGAGCCUGACUGAAGUCAACCGGAGAUAUAAAGAAUACACGGAGAAUAUGGGCACUUUUGAGGGAGAGCUGGAAAACCUGUUAGGAGAAUUCCAUAUCAAAAUGAAAGGUUUGGCUGGAUUUGCGAGGCUUUGUCCAGGUGAUCAAUAUGAGAUUUUCAUGAGGUACGGACGACAGCGCUGGAAGCUGAAAGGGAAGAUUGAGGCAAACUCCAGGCAAAGUUGGGAUGGAGAGGAGAUGAUCUUUAUGCCUCUAAUCACAGAUCUCAUCUCCAUUAAGGUUACCGAGCUAAAGGGACUUGCCACUCAUGUUCUGGUGGGCAGUGUGAUCUGUGAGACCAAGGACCUGUUCACCGCUAUGCCUCAGGUGGUGGCUGUGGAUGUCAAUGACCUGGGCACUAUUAAACUGAACCUGGAGGUCACCUGGUUUCCAUUUGAUGUGGAGGACCUGACCUUGUCCUCAGGGAACGUGAGCAAAGCUGCUGCCCUGCAGAGACGUGUGUCAGUGUACAGCCAGGGCACGCCUGAGACCCCCACCUUCCAGGACACAGCAUUCUUUACAUGGCAGUCUCAGCCUCGUCAGGGCCACUUCUCAUUCCUGCAUACACUCAGGGACACUCUCUUAGAGAAACUCAGGCGCAGUCGUUCAUUUGGUGACCUGGCUGCACUGCGGCCUCGUCCCAGGUCCAGUUUGGAAGUCUAUUCCACAUUGCCUGAUGAUGUUUUUGAAAACGGUGGCUGUGGUGUAGCCGAAUGCAAGCGCCUGUCCUUCACCUUCUCUGACACACCAGCCUCUAGCCCAGCUCCUGGCCAUUCACAUCCUGAGAUCACCGUAACGCCUCCUGAAAGUGAUCAACCACCUCAGCUUCCUGCCUUAAAUGAUCAGCCUGGUGAGGAAGAGGACUGUGAGGAUGAGGAGGAGAGCACCAGUGUAAGUGCCAGCCUUGCGAGCGCCAGUGAGGCAGAAUCGGAGCGUGAGUGGGAGCGAGUAGAGUGUCAGCAUGGCUAUGAAUCCACAGCACCCUCGCUGUCCUCAGAAGGACAGAUCUCAGCUGUAGGGCCUGAGGAUGUGGUAUUUCUGGAGCCUGGCAGCCACGAUGAGAGCUCAGAGCUGAAGCCAGUGGAGUUGGAUGGGGAGGAAGGCAGUCUGACCAGGCAGCUGGUAAGAAGGCUUACUUCCUCUGAUAUCCUGCCUGAGCCAGCUGUUGUGAGCUGGGCUGGAGAGAGCAGCCUUGAGGAGGCUAUCCACAGCUUGCUAAUAAAGCUAGAAAGUGUGGCCCAGCGCUGUCGAGAGCUUCAGGACCUCGAACAGGAAGUGAUGAAGCUGGAGGACCUGCUCAAGUGCCGAGGUCCUGCUCACAGGAGUCGCUCCUCCAGUCUCAGCCUGACUGUGGAGAGUGCUUUAGAGAGCUUUGAUUUCCUAAACACCUCAGACUUUGAUGAUGAAGACACUGGGGAUGACAAUGCUGCAGGCUCACGCUCUGUAUUCUUUGACAUAGAAACUGAGAGAAUCGGGCCAAGUCGGCAUCCAGAGGCACGGGGUCAUCUGAGUGAAGCCCUGACAGAGGACACAGGCGUAGGUAACAGUGUAGCUGGGAGCCCUCUGCCACUUAGCACAGGCAACGACAGUCUGGAUAUAGCCAUCGUCAUGCAUCUGCAAUACUGCCACCAUCUUAUUCAGAUGUUAACUGGAGGAGGAAGCCCGUGGCAGCAUAAGGCCUAUUUGCACAAACUGUCUGUCCAAACUGAGUUGCUUGAGGAGUUAACAGAGAACAGCAUAGAGUGGCUGGGAAGCACCAGCUCAGCUGCUGAGGUGCUGCCUGGACUGGCCGAUCGAUCAGCAUUGCUUUCCCUGUGGUGUGAGUGCACUGGUUCUGGAGCCCUGUUUCACAGUACAGUGGAGCGAGUCUUGCAACACAUUCAACAACGCUUCACUGCACCACAGCAGGAGACUCACCGUCACAGCACAGACUCGGUGAUAAGAUUGGUGGUGACUGAGAUGAUAGACAGGAAUGAGCUUGCCUCCUCCCCUUCCUUUCUAUCACAAGAUGUUUUGACAGUGUUCCAGUUUUACAGCUACGCCACCAAGCACAAUGUCACAGACAUGGAGCAACACCUGCUGGAAUUAGCCAGAGAGGCGGCGUUUGCAGAGCGUCUCAGUUCCACCGACGGCGAGUGCUGUAUAAAGGAGUUGCAGGAAAUGCCGGUGACUGCUCUUCAGCCCCGUACACACACGCUGCGUGUUCUCGCUGGCCUCCUGACCUCUGAUGACCCUGACAUCACUAAAGCUGUCUCUAGUUUUCUCUCUAAUGCUGCCUCUUAUCCAAGUUUCAGGUCAAAGGCAGUGCAGUGCUACACACAAACCUUAUCAGAAGCAGGUGUAGCUGCACAGAGAGCUGCUUGUGUUGCUUUGAGCUGUCUGCAGUCUGUGGAGAGCAUCACAGCAGUUGUGAAUCUGUGUGACGCUGCCGAUGAGGAGCUCCGCCAUACUGCCAUAGAGACCCUCCUUACGUUCGGUGAGGAAGGUCGGCUGGCAUACGAGCAGUUGGACACAGUGCCAAGGGAGAUGGUGCGACUGGGUACACGUCGUAGCACUGCUGUCACCACGGCCUUCUGAGAGCAGCUCGUUCAUUGGUGUUCCUGUUUCCAUUUGUCCUACUUAUCUUGGGCAUGAGGUUGUCCUGGUGUUAAGAACUAAGGCACCGUUUAACACAAAGCCACCCUGUACCAGAGACUGAUACACAGAUCGAUUCUAGCAGUAGAUAUUUUUUUUAUAAUGAAUCACUCACAUUACUAUUGAUGUUCUUUCUGACUAGCAUUUAAUUAUUGGUUGGUACUAGUUGAGGUUCUCUGAAUUUGCACUUGUCAGAGGCAUGUACAUAGAACACAUGAUUGUCGUAUUGUGUGGCGUAUCCGACCUGAACUACCUGAGACAUGUGCUUUUCAGCUUCAGGGAUUCUGAGCGAUGUGUUUUCACCUAACCCUCAUAAUAACUCGGAGUGUAUACGUGAGUGACUAGGUCCUAACUGUGGGCAUCGUUGGAUCCACACCAUGUGGAUGCUAAUAGCAGAAGCACAUGUCUGUUUAUUUAGACCUCGCAUAACGUUUGCUUUGCUUUGCUGGUAGGCUGGUCAGCAUCGUUCAAAGCUAGACUAUAUGGAAUAGUGAGCAGUAAAGAUGGUGAUUAUGGUGGUCUGCCACUACUGGCUGAAGAGGCAAGCUUCUUUAGUGUUAUCCUUCAGAUUAAGUAUUGCAUUAUUAUGGUACGAAUGCGCGGGUGAAUGUCAAGAACAGAUACAAGUGUGUGUGUGUGUGUGUGUGUGUGUGUGUGUGUGUGUGUGUGUGUGUGUGUGUGUGUGUGUGUGUGUGUGUGUGUGUGUAUGUUUAAAUGCACUUUUUGGUAUCUCAAGUAAGCAGUCUUAAUGGAUUUACUGUGAAUUUGGUGUUAAGCUUCAAUGAAGACUGAAAGUACAGUGCUCCGUGAUCCAACUUGCUUCUGUGCCUAGUGUAACUGUACUACUGAGUCACAUUUUUACCUGUGACAGCUCAUGUUUUCAUCACUUUAUUUAUUAUUAUAAUUUUUUAUUACAUUCAGGUUGGUUUUGUUUUCCUUUUUAAAUCAUAAAAUUGCAUUAUUAUCUGCUAUAUACUAAACAUGAAAAUGUUUUUCCUUGGUAUUUGUGAUUACUUUCUGCAACCACUCACAGUCACAUUUUAUGUGUUAAUACUGUACACUUUUAAGUUGUUUUAUUGAUCACGUGAUAUCUUUUACUAUUUACUAAUGUUCUUAGUAAGCACUGAAAAGGUUUGUUUUUAGUGUUUAUAUUCAUUUAUGUCCUGUUUUUUUUUUUUUUCUUUUCUUCAGUCACAUACUUCACAAUUUUUUUUAAAGCCAUAAAUCACCCAAGAACUAUAUAUAUGACGUGUUUGUUUUGUAACCGAUCACAGAGCUUUGUAAAGUUGGCCUAUUUUUGCAUAUUAGAUAACAUUGCCUUUUUUUUUUUUUUUUUGUUGUGUCUGAUACACAUUAUUAUCAUUUCCACAGUAUUUUUGGACUUGGCCAUUAAGGAACCAGUUAAACACCAGACUCUGAGGGGGAUUUUGUACAUAUAGUUCAUGCGAGUUGUGUAAUGAAUAUUGAUGUGCUUUAAUCAAAUGCGAGCUCACACAUACAACUCGAUUCGUCUUUUUUUUUUUUUUUUUUUUUUUUUUUGCAUUUUUAAUAACAAACUCCUGAGAUUCUGUUAAAUAUUUUAGUAUUAUUUUUCAUAACAGGAUUCAAAGUGAUCAAUUUUAGUUAGCAGGGUAAAGGAGUGCUGUAUCAACAGCUUUCGCACAACUUUGAUUUAAACGAAAUGCAGUAUGCACUCUGCUUCCCAAAUAUAAUGUAUAAUAUCUCUAUUCAGUUUUGUUCUUUGUGUUUAUAAUAUUCCCCUGUCUGUCUGCAAUAAAAUUUAUUUUUGGAUAAUGUUAUUUACUGAAAUAA
Silurus meridionalis is the source of this 5332-nucleotide messenger RNA. RefSeq names its product RHO family interacting cell polarization regulator 2 (gene ripor2). Lineage: Eukaryota; Metazoa; Chordata; Actinopteri; Siluriformes; Siluridae. The transcript has 23 exons. The record is from RefSeq and is a predicted model, not a curated record. Bases 230 to 3463 code for a protein of 1077 amino acids.